Aptenodytes forsteri (emperor penguin) is the source of this 580-nucleotide messenger RNA. It is a transcript of the gene RAB33A, whose product is annotated as RAB33A, member RAS oncogene family. Gene Ontology annotation, molecular function: GTPase activity; GTP binding. The transcript is spliced from 2 exons. The record is from RefSeq and is a predicted model, not a curated record. The coding region runs from base 114 to 524 and encodes 136 amino acids. Gene Ontology annotation, cellular component: endosome; Golgi apparatus. Lineage: Eukaryota; Metazoa; Chordata; Aves; Sphenisciformes; Spheniscidae.
GGACCGAGGCCACCAUCGGCGUGGACUUCCGCGAGAAGACGGUGGAGAUCGAGGGGGAGCGCAUCAAGGUGCAAGUGUGGGACACGGCUGGCCAGGAGAGGUUUCGGAAGAGCAUGGUAGAGCAUUACUACCGCAACGUGCAUGCCGUUGUCUUCGUUUACGAUGUCACAAAGAUGACCUCCUUCACCAACCUCAAGAUGUGGAUCGAGGAGUGCAACGGGCACGCGGUGCCCCCCCUUGUCCCCAGGGUGCUCGUUGGGAACAAGUGUGACUUGAAAGACCUGAUCCAAGUGCCAUCCAGCAUGGCCCUGAAGUUCGCCGACGCUCACAACAUGCUUUUGUUUGAGACCUCGGCCAAGGACCCUAAGGAGAGCCAGAACGUGGACGCCAUUUUCAUGUGCCUGGCCUGCCGGCUGAAGGUGCAGCGGUCGCUGCCCUGCCGGGACCUGGAGGGGCGGCCGGGCCAGGCCCGCAGGCUGGAGCCAACGCACGACGCCAACGGUAAAAACUCCUGCCCGUGCUGAGCAGGGCUCCCGCCGCCCUCUGUCACGGUCACCCCAAUAAAGUCUCUGCGGCUCCA